AUGAUCAACAUCUUUAUAAGCUUGAUCAACUGCUAUUGGAUCCACAAUCCAAAUUCAUAUAAGAUUGGAAAUCUAGGUGAAGAUACGAUUUUCUUCGAACCGCCAAAGCUAGGAGAGGAUACCUAUGUUGCUUUUUUGAAUCCGGAGAAUUUUUCGACAAAUACAGCAACGCAUCUAGAACCUGUAUAUAAAAAUAUUUGCAGUAUCACGAUUAAAUCCUCCUCAAAGAAUGCUACCUUAUAUUUCUCAUUCAUAAAAAUUGAUAAGGGAUUUUGUGGAACAGUUGAUUUCUAUUAUUCAUUAGGUGAUAGAUAUGAUAUAUUGCAGGUUUCGAAAUAUGCAAAUGCUUGUAUAAUUUAUCCAACCUGGGAAGGUAUUGAUUUCAAUUUCUUUAAGAAAGAUCCAUUUGGAACAUCAGAAUUUUUUGAUUCUGAUUCUUCCCAGCGCUCACCUUAUUUUGCAUUUAAUCUUAUUCAUAAGUUCGAAAGAAAUAGAACUAUUAAUAGCGAUUAUUUCCACCGUUUUGGAAAAUUUGAGAUGAGAAGUCCAGUUGUUAUUAAUAACUUCCAUGUAUGGCACAAUGAAAAAGAUAAACCAUAUUUGGGACUCUCUGAUACUUCCUAUAAUGUUGGUGCAACAGUUUGUCCCAGUCGUAAUUCCAGAAGUCUGCACAAACAUAAUGGAAACUCAGGCAAAAGGAAAAGAAUAACAACAAAAUAA
Molecule: messenger RNA, 720 nt
Organism: Trichomonas vaginalis G3
Lineage: Eukaryota; Parabasalia; Trichomonadida; Trichomonadidae
Exons: 1
Coding region: 1-720 (239 amino acids)
Source: RefSeq, a predicted model, not a curated record